This is a messenger RNA of Brassica oleracea var. oleracea, 1622 nucleotides long. Its product is annotated as U-box domain-containing protein 9-like. Gene Ontology annotation, molecular function: protein binding; ubiquitin-protein transferase activity. The record is from RefSeq and is a predicted model, not a curated record. Gene Ontology annotation, cellular component: nucleus; cytoplasm. NCBI's taxonomy places the organism in Eukaryota, Viridiplantae, Streptophyta, Magnoliopsida, Brassicales, Brassicaceae. The transcript is spliced from 2 exons. Gene Ontology annotation, biological process: protein ubiquitination. Bases 154 to 1509 code for a protein of 451 amino acids.
UAUACACUAUACAACACUUCUCCUCCUUCUCUUCUCUCCUCCUCGUAUCUCUUUAUUAUUCUCUCUCUUUCAGGAAAAACUAAUGAGAGAAAAUUAAUCAGACAGCAUAAUCCUUGAAGGGUUUGGUGAGUAGCUGCGGUGGAUCCGACGGAGAUGGCAAAGACCGAAUUUUUCGAUUCGGAUCCAACGGUAAUUGCAAAGACGAAGGAGCUGAAGCGCGAGAUGAAGAAACUGCUUCGGACCAUCGAGGAAGACGAUGAUUUAAGCGUUCAGACAAUCGAUCAGUUACAGGAGACACUGUCUGAUUUCAAACGAGCGACCAUAAAGAAGAUGGCGAAAUCUUCUUCUCUGGAGAUGCUCGAAACAGUGUCGUGUCCUGAAGAGUUUCGUUGUCCUCUGUCUAAAGAGCUCAUGCGUGAUCCGGUCGUCUUGGCUUCUGGUCAGACAUAUGAUAAGUUAUUUAUCCAAAAAUGGUUGAGCUCAGGGAACAGAACAUGUCCCAAGACUCAGCAAGUUCUGUCUCACACAGGUUUAACUCCAAACCUAUUAAUCAGUGAUAUGAUCUCAAAAUGGUGCAAGAAGGUUGGGGUAGAGACGAUGAAUCAAUAUCAGUCCAACACUAAAUCAAACCGUGAGGUUUUGAACUCCUUGCUCUGUAAGGUCUCCUCUUCUAACCUCCAAGAUCAAAAAUCAGCUGCAAAGGAGCUAAGACUUUUAACCAGGAAAGGAACCGUGUUCCGAGCUCUCUUCGGCGAAUCUUCAGAUCAAAUCACCCGCUUGGUGAAUCCGUUGUUGAGCUUGAACCAAGACGAGCAUCUUCAAGAAGAUGUGAUCACAACAUUGUUGAACAUAUCAAUACACGAUGACAACAACAAGAAGCUCGUCUGCGAAAACCCUAACGUGAUCCCUCUCCUGAUCGAUGCAUUGAGGCGUGGAACUGUAUCCACUAGAAGCAAUGCAGCUGCAGCGAUCUUCACUCUCUCUGCCCUUGAUUCGAACAAAUCACUCAUAGGCAAAUCCGGAGUCCUGAAACCGCUUAUCGAUCUUUUAGAAGAAGGGAAUCCAUUAGCUAUCAAAGACGCAGCGGCAGCGAUCUUCACUCUCUGCAUCGCUCAUGAGAACAGGAGCAGAGCGGUUAAAGACGGAGCUGUUAGGGUUUUAGGUGAGAAAAUCUCAGACGGGUUGUAUGUGGACGAGCUUUUAGCUAUAUUAGCGAUGCUUGUUACUCACUGGAAGGCAGUGGAGGAGCUCGGUGAGCUCGGUGGGGUUUCUUGGUUGCUGAAGAUAACUAGAGAGAGUGAAUGCAAGCGUAACAAAGAGAACGCGAUAGUGAUAUUGCAUACAGUAUGUUUCAGUGAUAGGACGAAGUGGAAGGAGAUCAAGGAAGAGGAGAGUAGUUAUGGAACGAUAACGAAGCUUGCGCGUGAAGGAACCUCUAGGGCACAGAGGAAAGCAAAUGGGAUCUUGGAUAGGUUGAGAAAAGCUAUGAAUCUCACUCACACUGCCUAGAAUCCACGGUUUUACGUAUGUUAGGUUGGUUGUAAGUAGAAAUCUGUGUGAAUAGUUUUUUUUUUUGCGUUUGAUGUUUUCUUUGUCAAUAAAAGCAAUGUUGGCUUUAUUCA